UGUUCAUUAGCAUAGCCCCGCCCCCUCACCGCCGGUCCCCGGUAUCUUGCGUUCCCGUGAGGGGAGAUCCCCGCCCGGGCUGGGUCCGCGGGGGCGCCCCCCUCACCUAAGCUGCGGGGCGCGAAGGCCUCGGCGGCAUCGCCCGGAGUGCAGCCGCCCCCAGAGCGGAGAGGGCUGGGCACGGCGCGGAGGAGCCGCCCAGGGAGGCGGUGGCGAGGGGAAGCCUCCGAGCCACGCGGGGAGCGGCUUCGUGAGCAUCGCGUGGGGCGGAGGGGGCUGCGGGCUCCUGGGGCUGCGGUGCUGCGCUGAGCUCCGGGCCUUGAUGGGGACUGCUGGCUGCGGCUUUGGUGCCUGUGCCUCUGGAGCUCAGUGAGGAGCGCGGCGUCGUGGGGAGCUCCGUGUGACUGCUCUCCCUGCCAUCGCGAGGGAAGCUUCUGUGUUUCUCUUUUUCUGUUAUUCAUAUAUUACGUAAACAAGCCAUCUUAGGAGCGUCAGCCGGCGUCAAAACUCUAGGAAGCGCCCUCACCAUGUGGACUUUCUUGGGCAUCGCCUCCUUCAUCUACGUGUACAAGAAGUGCGGGGACCUCAUGAGCUACGCCAACAAGGAGGUGCUCCUCUCCGCCGUGCUCUUCUUCUCCCUGGGCCUGCUGCUCUCGUAUCGCUACCACUUCCGUGCACCCCGGCAGCAGCAGCAGCAGCGGAAGCCCCACCUGGGGAUGCUCUCCCACGCUCUCUCGGCUCUGCCGCUGGUGGGCUUCUUCUGGGCCAAACCUGCUGCGAGGCCUCAGCAAGUCGAGCAACCCAAAUCCAGAAAGGGUAAAAUAGAAGUAAAUGCCUCAGACAUGCAUCUGACAGAGGCUGCUUCAGUUACAACAUUAUCACCCCAAUACGAUCCAGAAGUUAUCAUUGUGGGUUCAGGUGUCCUUGGGUCUUCCUUGGCCACGGUGCUCGCCAGAGAUGGAAGAAAAGUGACUGUAAUAGAGAGGGAUCUGAAGGAACCUGACAGGAUAGUUGGAGAAUUGUUGCAGCCUGGUGGUUUUAAUGCACUUAAAGAACUGGGUCUUGAAGAUACAGUAGAAGGUAUAGACGCACAAACAGUAAAUGGUUACAUCAUUCAUGACCUGGAGAGCAAGUCGGAGGUCGAAAUUCCUUUUCCAACAUCUGCAGAUGGCCGUGUGGUGAGCGGAAGGUCCUUCCAUCAUGGCCAGUUCAUCAUGGGUCUCCGAAGGGCAGCCAUGGCAGAGCCCAAUGCAAAAUUCAUUGAAGGAACUGUGACACAACUGCUUGAAGAAGAUGAUUGCGUAGUGGGUGUUCAGUACAAGGACAAAGAAACUGGGGAUACUAAGGAACUUCACGCACCACUGACGGUUGUAGCUGAUGGACUUUUCUCCAAAUUUAGAAAAAACUUGGUCUCCCAAAAAGUUACUGUUUCAUCCCAUUUUGUUGGUUGCAUUUUGAAGGAUGCACCGCAGUUUAAAACUAAUUAUGCUGAACUUGUUUUGGCUAAAACUAGUCCAGUGUUAAUCUAUCAGAUUUCUUCAACUGAAACUCGAGUCCUUGUUGAUAUUCGAGGGGAAAUGCCAAAAAACCUGAAAGAAUAUAUGCUUGAGAGCAUUCAUCCCCAACUGCCUGAUCACCUAAAGGAGCCAUUUUUAAUAGCAGUUCAGAACGAUCGUUUAAGGACUAUGCCGGCAAGCUUCUUACCUCCUUCAGCUGUUAACAAGAAAGGAGUUCUUCUUUUAGGAGAUGCAUAUAAUAUAAGACACCCUCUUACUGGUGGAGGAAUGAGCGUUGUUUUAAACGAUGUCAAAAUAUGGAGAAGUUUGCUCCAGGAUAUUCCAGAUCUUUACGAAGAUUCUGACAUUCUUAAGGCAAAAAAAACAUUUUACUGGUCAAGAAAAAGGUCUCAUUCUUUUGUAGUGAAUAUUCUUGCCCAAGCACUGUACGAACUUUUUGCUGCUACAGAUGAUUCCUUGCACCAGCUAAAGAGAGCCUGUUUCCACUACUUCAGACUUGGUGGAGAAUGUGUCUCAGGACCUGUUGGAUUGCUAUCUGUGUUAUCUCCUAAACCAAUGGUACUGAUUGGCCACUUCUUUGCUGUGGCAUUGUACGCCGUUUACUUCUGCUUUAAGUCAGAGUCCUGGGUCACCAUGCCUCGAGCAUUUUUCAGUAGCGGAGCUAUACUUUACAGGAGCUGCUCUAUAAUAUUUCCACUGAUAUACUCUGAGAUGAAGUCCCUCAUCUAUUAAAGUCCAAGGGGAUAUGACCGGACAAAGAAAAUGUGAAGAUCACGAUGCCUUUAAAAUCUCUGGACAUGUACUGUUUAAUAUUGUAUCAUGUUUUCUUCAGAAUGCAAUUUCCUUGAUCGGGGUUUGACUUAGUUUUGGUUUUGUGGUUAUAUACAUAUAUAUUAUAUGUAAAUAUUCUUUUCUUUGUGAUUGAACUUCAAAGAGGAGUUAGCUGUUUACAAGGACCGUAAGGAAGUGUUGACAUAUUGCCAGUUCUGUCAGAAUUUCAUUCCUCGCUUUAGCCAUUGCAGAGUGCACCACUAAUAUUAAUAAACUGAAAAGUGAAAACUGUAAACCACACGCUGCUAUUAUCCUUCAUGCUUCUUUCUGCUCAGUAGCUGCAUAGACUCUUCCUUCAUUUCUGUGAAAUACUGUAAGAAAAUGCCUGAUUUGGGCCAUUUCAUUAGGAUGCGCAUCUGUUCUCUUUCAGUUGCAGCUAAGAUGCUGUUACACCCACACUUCAGAGGACAUUGCAAAUGACUGCAGAUUUUGCAAUGUCACCAUGUCUUCAAUGUUACUUGUUUUUGCAAAUGCCACAUGCAGUGCUCUUCUGGAAGCAUUCAUUACGCCAGAAUCGCUCAAAACAAGCAAUAACCAAAGCAUGCUCGUGUUGGCUGCUGCACCCAGGUACUGAAAGCACAUGUUUUUUGAAACUUCCCACCUCGCUUUUAAAACCAGAUUUUGUUUUGCUUGGUUUGUGUGUAAUUGAAGGUUAAUAUGGCCGUUGACUUAAGCACAGCAACCAACUCUUUACGGAGACAACUUGAGUCCGGGCUGUUUCCAGUAGACAGCCUGUAAUAUUACUUCUGAAAAUGUGUGCCAAGUACCAUUCAAGUGUCCUUCUAAUACUUGAAAUACAUCUUUUCCUGUAGAUACUGCUGCACAUUACUGGAGAGUUCGUGUGCUUUACUACUGGGCAAUAUUCCUCUCUGCGUUACCUUCACCACUUUGCUUUCCUUUGUUCUUGUGUUCUUCCAUUUUCCCUUGCCUUUCUUACAGUUGCUUUGCGUAUCACCACGUGGCUUUCAUAUUUUGGCUUGCUGAACCCACUGUGUGUCAGUGUGGCCCAGAGCUCAGAGAGCAGCAACACAUCGUGUUCUUCUGUACUUAACAGCUUGGACUGUCUGUUUGGGAAAUGGCAGAUUGCAUAAGCUGCAUACAAAUCUACAUUCUGUGUUGGACCGUUGGGGAAAAAGAAAUCUAUGGAGGAGAAGAUUUUUUUUAGUGUUCUAUUUGACAGAUAUUUCAGAUGACCAAGAGUUUUCCAGAAGAGCCAAAAAUGUGUAUAUUUUUCUAACCGUGACCACUUUUGAUACCUUGAUACCUACAAACAUGUUCACGGAGCAUGCAGACUUCUGGGCAGAGCCCUGGUAAUUCCAGUUACCAUUAUUUGUGGUGACUAACUGAUGCCCCUGUGAAGGGUAAAGAAAAUUUUCAGCAUUUAUACGAGUAUUUUCAGAAUUUGUGACAACUUUGAGAAGAUUGGUUACUCUGACAUUUUCUAUUUUUAAUAUUAUUUGCGGUCAGUCUCUCUAAGCUCAAGGACUGACAAUCUUGAGCCAAAUACACACCCUCAGCUAACUUAAAUAAAAUGUUAUAUGUGUA
Messenger RNA from Numida meleagris (helmeted guineafowl), 3893 nucleotides. RefSeq names its product squalene epoxidase (gene SQLE). Gene Ontology annotation, molecular function: squalene monooxygenase activity; flavin adenine dinucleotide binding. The coding region runs from base 528 to 2249 and encodes 573 amino acids. Gene Ontology annotation, cellular component: membrane; endoplasmic reticulum. The record is from RefSeq and is a predicted model, not a curated record. NCBI's taxonomy places the organism in Eukaryota, Metazoa, Chordata, Aves, Galliformes, Numididae. The transcript is spliced from 11 exons. Gene Ontology annotation, biological process: cholesterol metabolic process; sterol biosynthetic process.